Messenger RNA from Olea europaea var. sylvestris, 880 nucleotides. Its product is annotated as COP9 signalosome complex subunit 3-like. The record is from RefSeq and is a predicted model, not a curated record. Lineage: Eukaryota; Viridiplantae; Streptophyta; Magnoliopsida; Lamiales; Oleaceae. Gene Ontology annotation, biological process: ubiquitin-dependent protein catabolic process. The transcript has 4 exons. Gene Ontology annotation, cellular component: COP9 signalosome. The annotation marks the transcript as partial.
AACAAUCCUCCUUUAACUGUUUCAGAAACUUCUACCUUUGAAUUUAGCUUAUUGCCUUCUCUGAUAAAUGCCUUACUACACAAAUUUAUUCCUGUCAUAGCCAUUUACUUAAAAAUUAAUGAGAACCUAUUUUACUUUUCAUGGCAGUUCUCUAGCAGUUUCCCAAAGUACACUUCUUCUGUGGCUCAAAGAAAUCUGAAAAACUUCUCUCAGCCGUAUCUUGAAUUGGUGAAUAGUUAUUGUACUGGAAAAAUAUCAGAACUUGAAGCAUUUGUGCAGGCAAACAAUGAGAAGUUUGAAUCUGACAAGAAUCUUGGAUUGGUGAAGCAAGUAGUAUCAUCUAUGUAUAAACGCAAUAUUCAGAGGUUGACUCAGACUUACCUGACUCUCUCCCUUGAAGAUAUAGCCAAUACUGUCCAACUUAAUAGUGCCAAGGAGGCUGAGAUGCAUGUACUUCAAAUGAUCCAAGAUGGUGAAAUAUAUGCAACAAUCAACCAGAAGGAUGGAAUGGUUAGAUUCCUAGAGGAUCCUGAACAAUAUAAAACCUGUGAGAUGAUUGAACUAAUUGACUCUUCAAUCCAAAGGUAUGUCUUUCAGGAUUUUGAAUUGUUCAAUUCUCUUGGGCGAGAGAAUUUCUACGAGAACCUAUGUGAACUGGUUGGCUGGGUGUUGGAGGAUUUUUCUGAAUAUCUUUAGAUAGUUUCAAGACAAACUUGUGAAAUUUGAAGAAUCUAGAGAUGGCAGUGGGGCGGGGUGGUGGCUUGCCCCAUUUGUUACUUUUUUUUUUUGGUCAAAAUUUCGAGUUAUGCCAUUAUUAGAGAAUAAAAUACAUAUUCAAAAUUUUAAAAUCCAAUGCAAAUAAUGCUCAAACUAACUUCAC